UACCUGUCAGCAGAACGCCUGUACAACAUAAACCUCUAACUUUGAAAGAAAGUCUUCACUUCACAGCUGAUGACUCUCUUUAGACGGUGCUAGGAGCGCUUCAGUCAAAGGAGGGAAAGGAAACUAACCACCUUUUGGCUAAGCCGACAUUGAAAAACCUGGGUGGACCAUGUCUAAUGACGUUGACUUCAUGUCUGUGCGUCUUCUGAAAAACGAUGGGAUGGGCUUGCAGAAGUACUCCUAUAUGAAUGAAGACGAAGCUUGGAAGAGUUAUCUGGAGAAUCCUCUAACAGCGGCCACCAAGGCCAUGAUGAGAGUAAAUGGGGAUGAUGACAGCGUAGCAGCCCUGAGUCUCCUCUACGACUACUAUAUGGUUCCAAAAGAAAAGCGAAUCCUUCCAUCUGGAACACCAGGGCGCAGUGAAGUAGGGAAGAGGCAUUGCCAUGGGAUGGAAUACGAACCAGAGAUUUCUUCCUUUGAAGGUUCUGCUCAGCUCAUGAAGCUUCUGGCUGAAAACGUUUCAGUGAACCAAGAAUAUCUGGACUUGCCCAAGAAGAACGGUUUAGCCUUUGAGGGCAUCUCAUCUCCUCACAAGCCACCAGCUCUGCCUCCAGGUCCCAGCAAACUAGAGAGCAAUCCUGAAAAUUAUAUGAUUACUUCAGGAGACAUGUAUGACAACGGCUCGCUUAAUUCCCUCUUUGACUCCAUCCACGUGGCUCCACCCCAACAGAGAUGGCAACCAGAUAGCACCUUCAAAGAGGACCCUGAGGAGUCCUUGAUCUUCAAUGAUAUUUUGAAGGCAGAAGCUCCGUGUUCAGAAGGUUAUUCCAUCAGUGAUGGCAAGACUGACUUUGAAUACACCUUGGGAUCCCCCAAAGCUAUUCAUAUCAAGGCAGGCGACUCACCCAUGGCGUACCUCAACAAAGGACAGUUCUACCCGGUGACUCUGAGGACAGUUGGAGACGCCAAAUGUUUACACCUGUCCUCAAACAAAGUGAAGAGUGUGGUGAUGGUAGUUUUCGACAAUGAGAAGAUUCCAAUGGAACAGCUCAAAUUCUGGAAACACUGGCAUUCGCGCCAACCGACAGCGAAACAGCGAGUCAUCGAUGUUGCUGACUGUAAAGAGAAUUUCAAUACUGUGCAGCAUAUUGAAGAGGUCGCUUACAAUGCCUUAUCCUUCGUCUGGAAUAUCGCUGAAGAAGCAAAGGUGUUCAUCGGCGUGAACUGCCUGAGCACGGACUUCUCCUCUCAAAAAGGCGUGAAGGGUGUCCCACUGAACCUCCAGAUCGACACUUAUGACUACAGCACUGGGACAAACCGGCUGGUCCAUCGAGCUGUCUGCCAGAUCAAAAUAUUUUGCGAUAAGGGAGCAGAGAGGAAAAUGCGGGAUGAUGAACGCAAACAGUUCAGGAGGAAAGGAAAAUGCUUGGAUGCCAAUAAUAACGGUUUGAAAAGCUGUUUAGUUUCAAGCUUUCGCAGCAAUGAAAUCACUUACCUCAAGCCCCAAAGUGACUUGGAAACCCAACCGGUCUUAUUCAUCCCAAAUGUUCAUUUUUCAAACCUCCAAAGAUGUGCAACGGUAUUACCUACUGCUGGAGCUCCACACGAUUCCCACAGCUUGCCCUUAAAGCGGAGCUGCCCUUCCUUCCCCGACGAAUUUGAUCCCAUAGCCGCAAAACAAGCAAAAGAAGAAGACCCCCAACGAGUUCUACUCUAUGUUCGACGGGAAUCAGAGGAAGUUUUUGACGCUCUCAUGCUGAAGACUCCCGAUCUCAAAGGCUUGAGAAAUGCGAUUUCAGAAAAAUAUGGCCUGCCAGAAGAAAGCAUCUAUAAAGUCUACAAAAAGUGCAAACGAGGCAUCUUGGUAAACAUGGACAACAACAUAAUCCAACAUUACAGCAACCAUAUGGCUUUCCUCCUCGAUGUGGUGGAAGCUGAGGAGAAGUUCCAGGUGACCCUCAAGGAGCUCUGAAGACUUCAAAACCUGCACUUCUGUGGGAUGAUUGACAGCGGGGCGGAGUUUCACUCUCCUUCUGCGCAAGCCCAACCCAUCAGUUUGGAGUAUUUGACUGGUCCGCGACCCCCUUUGAAGGGGGAGAAGUAACCAGAGAUGGUGGCCGAGCUCUACAUGUGAAGAGGGUGUAGAAGAUCCAUUCUCAAUGUGAAUGUGGAACUUCUCUCCGUUAUUGUUACUACUGUUGCUAUUGUUAUUAUUAUUGUUAUUAUUUUAUACUAUAUUAUGAUGCCGGUUGUCUGCCAGACGGAGAAUUCUAACCUUUUUUCCCCGUUCCAAACUUAGGGGGGGAAAAGCUCUUGUCAGGUAGCAGUGCCUAAAUCUCCUUUGUUUUGCUUUUUUGGAAAUGGUUUAGUGUCAACUCUUGGGGCCAGGAGGCAAAAACCAAGUUCUAGACAUGGUGAAUUUUCAAACUAGCUUCGAAGACACAGCCCUGCGGCUCCUCUCACCCUACGUCCCUUCUUGCCUCAGAGGCCUGGAUGUCCUCAUCCAGAGCAACCGUGACUGUUUUAUACAUUUCCGAUGCCUUUUUGUUAUUUUAUAAAUAUCCAAACAUGUGCACGUGUAUAAAUAUACCUUGUUUUAUAUAUUGACAUGGAGGAAAGUACAGCAUUUCAAAACCAGCUGCCUCACAGUUCCCUCCCCCACUCCCCGGGCUGUCUUUCCCCCUCCACCCUUCUUCGUUCAUUUUUCUAACUUUUUUUUUUUUUGUAUAUUCUAUUGUAAUAAAGAUUCAGUGACAAGAAA
Messenger RNA from Pantherophis guttatus, 2761 nucleotides. It is a transcript of the gene GRHL3, whose product is annotated as grainyhead like transcription factor 3. NCBI's taxonomy places the organism in Eukaryota, Metazoa, Chordata, Lepidosauria, Squamata, Colubridae. Gene Ontology annotation, molecular function: RNA polymerase II cis-regulatory region sequence-specific DNA binding; DNA-binding transcription activator activity, RNA polymerase II-specific. Gene Ontology annotation, cellular component: nucleus. The record is from RefSeq and is a predicted model, not a curated record. Gene Ontology annotation, biological process: regulation of transcription by RNA polymerase II.